AUGUGGUUUGAUAACUAUUCAAAGCUUGUGGAAAAUAAGUUUGGAACCAUUAGCCCAAAGCCAAUUUCUAUUUCUCCAUUUGUUAGUUUAUUCCCAAACAACAACACUUUCAUCAAUAACAAGAAUUAUCAUUUUAUGACUAGUUUGGGUAAACAAGUUAACCAGAGUAGAGUUUUUGAUUUUUUGAGAUAUGUCUUUCCAGUAGUUGAUGCUAAAGAAUUCCAAAGAUUUCUUUUGAUAAAUAAGCAGCUAGACGACAAGCAACUUUACAACUUAAUUCAAUCAAAUUACCUUAAUUCAAACAUUUCAAAAGCGAAGAUAUUAUUUAAUCUUGUAAGAUAUAACACGUUCAUACUUGCUAAAGAAAUUGAAAGGCAAAUAUCUGAAUUACUUGAAAGCAAUAUCCUUCACAAUAGAAAGUUUGAUGGCCAGUUGACCAUUGGAGAUUGUGGAAGAUUUACAAAUUUAUUGAAGAAGAAAUUCAAAGUUAGUGGCUCAUCCUUUGUAGUCAAUGAUAAAGAAAGAGCAACCGAUGUAUUAGAGAGGAAAUCUUUAACACCAGUCGGUAAAUUUGUACCAUAUGAUCAAUUACACGAUAUUCCUUCUAAUAGUGUAGAUUUAAUAACUUGUUUCAUAGGAUUGCAUCACUACACUGACACAGAACUAAACUUGUACAUGAAAGAACUCAAAAGAAUUCUUAGACCUAAUGGAAUAUUUAUUUUGAGAGAGCACGAUGUGGACAACGAACACAUGGAAUCUAUGGUUCAUGUAGCUCACAAUAUUUUCAAUGCCCUGACAGGUUUGACAUUUGAGGAUAAUGAGAAGGAAUUCAGACACUUCAGAUCUAUGAAAGAAUGGAAUAGCAUUUGCAAAUCAUUUGGAUUUUACAACUUGGAAAAUUAUCAACUUCAACAUGGCGACUCCACAAUAGAUUUAAUGACUGCCUACGUUAAUGAAAAAGAUGGUGAUCAUGCAUCCACAAAUGUCACCAAUCCUAUUGAUAGUUCUAUUGGAAAUUUGAUGAAUAUUACAGAUAAGGAUUACAAAAGAGAUCAAAACAAGACAGAUUUUACCAUACCAGAGUGGUUCACAGUUGAAAUUGUUCAACACAUGGGACGCUUCUUGCAACAUACUCCUUGGUAUGAUUAUCCAUAUAAUCAUACUAUUUCCAAAUUCUGGAAACUCUUCUUCAACUCUUGUACAAGAGUAAUGAAGAGGGAUGGAUUGAAACAAGUCUUUGCAGGAUACUUCUUUAUGAAUCUGACUAUUGGAGCUAUUUCAUCCAUACUCCUUGCACAAAUGGGUAUUUUGGCAAUGCUUCCUCGUUUUGGAUCAAAAUUCUUCAAUAAUACAACUGCCAAUAUUACAACUAUUCAGGCAAUUAUUUCUGCUAAGGAAGAUAUAAGAUCCACCCUUGAAAAAUGUGACAUUCACAUCAUUAAUGAAACUAUGAAUGACAAGAGAGAAUAUCUUUAUCAUGUCAAAUUACCAAGAUUCCUCCCAUUCACACAAUCACUUCAACACCUCGCAAAACAAACUCCAUAUGCACAACUAGAGGAAAUUGCUGGCAAUCAAAUGGUCAAUGUUAAAAUCACUAUCAGAAAUCCAAACAUUAUCAAAUUCAGCUCCCUUGUCAAGUGCCAAGAAAUUGAAAAUUAUCAAGUUGUACCAAAUAAUGAGCAUCACAACGAGACUGUCAUUAUCUAUUCUGUCUCUGUAAAAAAUCUAAUUCAAUUUUUGAGAGAAGCAAUGAAUCAGACUGGACUAGAACAAAUCCAGAUUCAUGAUUUUUAA
Naegleria gruberi is the source of this 1794-nucleotide messenger RNA. RefSeq lists its product as uncharacterized. Gene Ontology annotation, molecular function: S-adenosylmethionine-dependent methyltransferase activity. The record is from RefSeq and is a predicted model, not a curated record. The coding region runs from base 1 to 1794 and encodes 597 amino acids. The transcript has a single exon. Lineage: Eukaryota; Heterolobosea; Eutetramitea; Acrasida; Naegleriidae.